CGGGCCUGCUAGCCUUCUGUGUCUAAACGGCCACGUUUCUUUUCCCGCCGACCACCACCAACACAAACCCGCCAUAUUCAGAUAAGAAACCGGAGUUCAGUGGAUUGUCACUAUUCCAUUCUCUUCUGAAAAAUGGAUCAAUCCGGAGUUCCAGAGCCUGUCCUUAACCACCGUCUCCUCCUUGACGACGGAAUCGUCACGCCAAUGAUUCUCACAGCUGACGGUUGGCUUCGGUGGUCGGAGAAAGGCCAACAGUCUCUGGCCAUUGGGAAAGAGGUUAUAGGAUUGUCCAUGGAUGGUCCAAAGAUUAGGAUCAAAGCUCUCGUUGAGGACCGUGGUGGAUUGUGGUGCUUUGGGAGCAGCGGAGCUUUGGUGAGGAAGGAGUCUGUGUUUCAGCCCCGUGAAUGCAGCGAUUUGCUUGGUGCCUUUAUCUUUCUUUUCCCCCUAUUUCCACGUUCUUACAAGCAUCACAUUGUUUAG
Messenger RNA from Cucurbita maxima (winter squash), 480 nucleotides. Its product is annotated as sphingosine kinase 1-like. The coding region runs from base 133 to 480 and encodes 115 amino acids. The transcript has 2 exons. NCBI's taxonomy places the organism in Eukaryota, Viridiplantae, Streptophyta, Magnoliopsida, Cucurbitales, Cucurbitaceae. The record is from RefSeq and is a predicted model, not a curated record.